Messenger RNA from Falco peregrinus (peregrine falcon), 5359 nucleotides. It is a transcript of the gene PRICKLE1, whose product is annotated as prickle planar cell polarity protein 1. Bases 316 to 2811 code for a protein of 831 amino acids. The record is from RefSeq and is a predicted model, not a curated record. NCBI's taxonomy places the organism in Eukaryota, Metazoa, Chordata, Aves, Falconiformes, Falconidae. The transcript is spliced from 8 exons. Gene Ontology annotation, molecular function: zinc ion binding.
GGGCGCGGGGCGGCAGAGCCCCAUUAGGGCGGGGAGCGGGCGCGGGGCUCGGCCACUCGCGGCGGGCGGCGCAGGCUGCCGGCGGCUGGCGAGGCUCCGGGCGGGCGGUCCCCUCCGCGGUGCUGCCGGAGAUGCGCGUCUGCCGCCGGCGCUGACUCCGCGGGGCAGAGCCGGGUGCCCGCCUGCCGCGCUGUCGAUGCGACGGCCCCCCGCUGCCACUCGCCGCCCAGGAAUACGCCGCCGCGGUUCGGCCGCGCUGCGCGGAGGAUCAAUCGCUUGAUGAGCUGCAGCUGAAAUAUUUAAUACUUCACACUUAUGCCAUUGGAGAUGGACCCCAAGGCCAAUAAUCUCGUCUUCGGGUGUCAGCGAAGCUCAACAUCUGACGAUGACUCUGGGUGUGCCUUGGAAGAAUAUGCCUGGGUCCCCCCUGGCCUCAGACCGGAGCAGGUCCAGCUGUAUUUUGCCUGCUUGCCAGAGGAGAAGGUCCCUUACAUUAACAGCCCUGGAGAGAAGCACCGCAUUAAACAACUUCUCUAUCAGCUGCCACCCCACGAUAAUGAGGUGAGAUACUGCCAGUCUUUAAGUGAAGAAGAAAAGAAGGAGCUGCAGAUGUUCAGUUCUCAGCGCAAAAAGGAGGCACUCGGCCGAGGCACUAUUAAGCUACUCUCAAGAGCAGUGAUGCAUGCAGUUUGUGAGCAGUGUGGUAUGAAAGUAAACGGCGGUGAAGUUGCAGUAUUUGCCUCAAGAGCUGGGCCUGGUGUGUGCUGGCACCCCUCAUGUUUUGUGUGUUUCACAUGUAACGAGCUGCUCGUUGACCUUAUCUACUUCUACCAAGAUGGAAAAAUUCAUUGUGGCAGACACCACGCUGAACUUCUCAAACCUCGAUGUUCAGCCUGCGAUGAGAUAAUUUUUGCUGAUGAGUGUACAGAAGCUGAGGGUCGCCACUGGCACAUGAAGCACUUCUGUUGCCUCGAGUGUGAAACCAUCCUGGGUGGACAGAGAUACAUCAUGAAGGAUGGGCGACCAUUCUGCUGUAACUGCUUUGAAUCUCUCUAUGCGGAAUACUGCGAGACCUGUGGGGAACACAUUGGUGUUGACCAUGCUCAGAUGACCUACGAUGGACAGCACUGGCAUGCCACAGAGACUUGCUUUUCUUGUGCUCAGUGCAAGACCUCUUUGCUUGGCUGCCCUUUCCUUCCAAAGCAAGGGCAGAUUUACUGUUCAAAAACCUGCAGCUUGGGAGAGGAUGUUCAUGCCUCCGACUCUUCUGAUUCUGCGUUUCAGUCUGCUCGAUCCAGAGAUUCCAGGAGGAGUGUCCGCAUGGGAAAAAGCAGCCGGUCAGCCGACCAGUGCCGCCAGUCACUCCUCCUGUCACCAGCUCUCAAUUACAAAUUUCCUGGCCUUUCAGGCAAUGCUGAUGAUACUCUUUCUCGUAAGCUGGAUGAUUUAAGCCUUUCAAGGGAAGAGGCAAGCUUUGUUAAUGAAGACUUCUGGAAAGGAAGAGUAGAGCAAGAAAUGCCUGAAGACCCUGAAGAAUGGGCUGAACAUGAAGACUACAUGACUCAACUUCUUCUGAAGUUUGGUGAUAAAAGCCUCUUCCAGCAGCCCGCGGAAGUAGACAUUAGAUCAAGUGAACACUGGAUUUCUGAUAGUGUCGUCAAAAGCAAGUCGGACUUGAAAAAAAAUAACCCAAGCCUAGCAAGUAAGAAGUAUCAAUCAGACAUGUACUGGGCCCAGUCACAAGAUGGUUUGGGUGACUCUGCAUAUGGCAGCCACCCAGGCCCUGCCAGCAGCAGGAAAAUCCAGGAGUUAGACAUGGAACACGGGGCGUCAGGAUACAAACACGACCAAACACCGUGGUAUGGAGGCUCACUUGAAUGUCUGUCUGACCUCAAACAGCAAGAACAAAGUGUUCGAGACUCAAUGGAUUCUUUGGCUUUGUCUAACAUAACAGGGGCUUCAAUGGAUGGAGAAGGCAAGCCACGGCCAUCUCUGUACUCUUUGCAAACUUUCCAAGAACUGGAGGUAGAGGACUGUGAGAAGAUGAGCAACAUGGGAACUCUGAAUUCUUCAAUGCUCCACCGGAGCACGGAGUCCUUGAAGAGUCUGAGCUCAGAGUUGUGUCAGGAAAAGGUCUUGCCAGAGGAAAAGCCAGUGCAUAUGCCUGUACUGAGAAGAUCCAAAUCCCAGUCUAGGCCUCAGCAAGUGAAAUUUUCAGAUGAUGUUAUUGAUAAUGGAAGUUACGAGAAUCUUGAAAUACGCCAGCCUCCAAUGAGUGAAAGGACUCGUAGGCGUGUUUACCAUUUUGAAGAGCGUGGAAGUCGGCCUUCUCAUCAUCGUAGAAGAAGUAGGAAGUCUCGUUCAGAUAAUGCACUUAACUUGGCCACAGAAAGAAGAUGCUCUCCAAGAGAGAGAUUUCGUUAUUACUCCCCUCAGGAUCAUGAAAAAUUUAUUCAAAAUAGAAGCUCACGGGAGAUUCGGGCAUAUAUUCAAAAUGCAGAGCUGUAUGGACAGUAUGCCCAUACUAGGUCUGAUUAUGCACUGCGGAAUCAGGUGGUUGAUAAAUUUUUUGGAUUGUAUGGUGAGGAAGAUGACUCCUGGUGUUCAACUUCAUCCUCGUCAUCUGAUUCUGAAGAGGAAGGAUAUUUUCUAGGACAGCCGAUUCCACAGCCACGAUCACUGAGAUACCCAUACUAUACAGAUGACCUUUCUGGUCCAACUACUGCAUUAUCUAGUUCUCAGUUUGGACAAAGGACAACCAAAUCAAAGAAGAAGAGGGGACACAAAGGAAAAAAUUGCAUAAUUUCUUAAUUUGUUUUAACAGUUGGGAAGACCAGUCAACUCUGUAGCUACAGUUUGAACCACAUCUUUUUGUAUUAAUACCUGUACUUAGGCAAGUUGCUAAGGUUCUUAAUGCUUUGCCAGUGUAAAUGAUAACCCUGCCAGAGUUUACAUUGUACAAGUAACAUUCAGAAAUGUCACCAUGCCGAAUGAUGAUCUGCUCAGAUAUCGCUAGGUUUACAUACUAUGUCUCAGCUGUUAAAAUACUGUUUCCUGCAGUUCUUGAUACUGACUUUUUGCAGACAUUUUAUUUUAUGCUCACUAUUCAUCUACGUUGAGUUAUCUGAGACAGGGGAUCGAACAAAGAUCAGUAAAUAAAACUGUCGGUCCUGUGCUGUAGCUAUAUCCACAGGGUGAUCUUUGACUUUUCCCUCUUACUGCCAAGAAGAAGGUGGCUCUGUGCUGUGCCCUUUCUUCAUUGAUAAAGCUCACUUUUCCUCCUUCAAGUUUCCUCACAAAAACUGGUUGUUGUUUUUUUUUUUUUAUUUGGGAAAAUGCUCCUUUUUCCAAAGUGUCCACUAUUAAGGAGACAAAAAUCAGAAUGUGGGAGCUGAAAUGCUUGAGGCCUUGAUAUAUCCUAAAGCAGCAGUAAGUCGCUGAUACUUUUAACUUUCAUGGUUUUUCCUCCACAAUUUUUUAAGAAUUCCAUCCCUCUGUAAGGUUUUGGGGUUUUGGUUUUUUUCUUUUGUUUUACAUGCCUUUUUAAAGGAAGAUACUAAUUCAGCUACUGGAACUGGACUUCGCUGCCAGCAAGUGGUAAUAUUUUUGGGCUGUGCCCCCCAACCCCCAGCAGCGAAAGAGAGGGGUACAACUGCUGGAGUCCUUUGCUCAGGCAUGUAACCCCAUUUAAGUCAAUGAAUCUACUUGCGUAACAAAUACUUUCAUAAGGGCUUAAAGGAUUAGGCUCCAGAAUUGUGUCUUUUGGAAUGCAUUAUCCAGGUUUUAAAAUGUAUUAGCUGCAAUUCUAAAUAAAAAAAAACAUUGAUAUUUAUAAUUUAGUAUUUCAUAGGCUUAAAUGUAUUCAUAAUUUAACAGUGCAAAUACUAAUGUACAUAUUGUACAGUUAAAUUUUAAAAGCUGAAUAUUUUUAUAUCCCUGAAUUUGAAGAAGUUUGUUACAAUAUCAGACUAGAUUUGUUAGGGGUUUAACAGCAGCAUUAUGGAUGAAACAUUGCUUGUAUUUUAGUCAGGGGUUUUAAGUUGAAAAAUACUGAAAAAUGUUUAGUGCAAAACAGCUUAAUUUUGUCUACUAGGUAUUAAAAGCUCUGUAUGCAUGGUGGGGCUAUGUAAAUACUCUCUAUGGCCCUCUUAAUCUUGCAAGUGUUAUUUAUGGGUCAAGCAAAAUGUCAACUAUAUAAAUGUAAAAACCACACAAGCCUAGAAUAUAUCAGUGCAACAAAUAUGCAACUCCUGUGGAUGUGGAUUUAUUUUUUAAAAAAUUUAUUAUUAUUCCCCUCCUUUCCCAAAAAUAAUUUCUGAAGUUCACCUACAUAAAGGGAGAGAGAUACUGGGUGGUUCUAGAAGGCAAGCUGGCAAAGAACUAGAAAGUAGCAGGUAAUCUCAAAGGAAGCCUUGAAUUCAUAUGUGGAGCAGGAGCUAUUUUAAGUUAUAGUAAACUUCUUCCACUGUUCUUAAUGAAGGGCAGAAAUAGUUGAAUUAAGUGGCAUCCACCAAUUAAGACAGUAAAGGCUAAAGCCAUUGGCUUUCUGACCACCUGAAGAAAGGUAACUAAUUAAAUAAUAGAUGCUUCUUACCAAAGACGCCUGGCAAACUGAACUAAGCUUGCCCUUGAGAGGAUAGAGCAGUUUGGAAAUAAAGGCAGCUAGAAGUAAGGGAGGGAACGGACACAUGAGUAUUGGCUUACACCAAAGAACAUGAAGCUAUUGCUAAGGCUAAACCAGACUAGCAGUUACCUGCUUGUAUUUUUUCAGGGUAGAGUAAGCAAAAGACCCUUUUCUCCCAGAGGUGGUAUUCACCAUGUAAGUCACUUUUCUAGUACAAACAAGUCUUGUGUACAUGAAGGCUGAUCAAAGUAAUAUGCUACGUUGCAUGGGCCAGUGGGCAGCUCCUGGGAUGCUUCCAGCUGGCAGGCUGCUGUGGUGGCUUAGGCAGCAUUUGCUUUCCUCGCAGCCAAACGCCUGUUGUACUUAAGUAUGUUACAGCCAGCAGGCUGCCAGGGUUUACAGGACUUGAGGAGAGAUGCUGACUUCUAAUACUUCCCCCAGGAUGCUCAAACAAUGCUUGGGACCUUCCAUUCUUACCUGUGUUUCCAAAUACGGGGAACCAGGAUUCAGAAAUGAAAUGCUGUGCUGCUACUGCUGUCUCUUUUUUUGGAGCAAGUAACUGUCUCAUGGAGACAUGUCUCUCCACGAGUAGUUCUUCCGAUCUUACAUCGUCUCCCGAGAUAACAGCAUACAUGGUCUCCCAAAGUGCAAUGUCUUAUGGAGUACUAGAUGAUAAAAGUUUUCCGUAGAUUGUUAGUUCCUUCUUAAAAAAAUAAAUAAUAUCCAACUAUUUGA